AUGGAGGAGGAUAAAGAAUCACGUGAAAGGGCUAUGAAGGCUGUGGAGGCCAUCUUCGAACGAUACCACCUCAUAUCGGCCUCUAAACCAUACCCAGGCUUCGACACUCACACCAUGAAUUCUCUCAAACUCGUAGACGCCUCCUCCAAAGGAACAGUGACCUACCACCUUCUCAUUGAUCCCUCAAUGACCAACUUGAAUAGUGUAAUGCACGGUGGAGCCGCUGGUGUAAUAUUCGAUAUGGCUACCAUGUCCGCUCUGGGUCCGCUAUCAAGGAAAGGAUAUUGGGAUUUCCUAGGUGGUGUGACUAGAAUUCUGAACUUGAGUUUCUUGAGAGGCGUGCCUGUUGGAACCACGGUAAAAAUUUAUAGUGAGGUUGUUCAAUUAGGAAAGACUAUGGCCAUGAUUCGGGGAACGAUGUCAAGUCUGGAUGGAAAGACGAUCUAUGCAACCUGUGAACAACACAAAGUCGCCGUACCAACGCAACCUAAGCAUUUAGAGUUUAAGGUUGGGUGGGAUGAUUUGUGGGAUAAGGAGGGCGUUGAUGUUGGUAGGGAAAAGUCAAAACUAUGA
Messenger RNA from Glarea lozoyensis ATCC 20868, 573 nucleotides. Its product is annotated as Thioesterase/thiol ester dehydrase-isomerase. Gene Ontology annotation, molecular function: fatty acyl-CoA hydrolase activity. The transcript is spliced from 3 exons. NCBI's taxonomy places the organism in Eukaryota, Fungi, Ascomycota, Leotiomycetes, Helotiales, Helotiaceae. The record is from RefSeq and is a predicted model, not a curated record. Bases 1 to 573 code for a protein of 190 amino acids.